CGGAGGAUGCGAGCACUGCAACAGCGGCUUCACCCGCACCUCCAGCAGCUCCGCCGACAGUUAUUAUUAUUUUUUUUGGCUGAGCUGCACAUUUCCUGCUUCAGUGUCUCGGGCUCUGCGACUCGCUGCCUAUUCGCCGCGGGUCUGGCGCAGCAGUAGUUUGUGACGCUGAAGCUAGGGGUCCGUGACUUCCUUCUGAGGGUGGUGAAAGCCGGGGAGUUCGGAACUGGGGGUUCUGGCCAAGGCGAGCGGAUCCAAAGGCAGGGCAGAAGUCUGACUUUCCCCCGGCUCGGUGGAUUCCCCAGCAGGGGCUCGGUCCAGCAGUGCUGUUUCGGUGCGUGAACGCGGAGCAGGCUGGAGCCUGCCUCUGGCUUCGCUCAGGUCCAGGUUCUGAGCGGGGUUCCGAGAAGAUGCUGUGCUUGCCCACCGUCCUGCUCGCGUUCUUAGAAGCCCGAGUCGGGGAGAAAGUGGAGCCGGGCAACUGACAAGCUCGGAAGGUCUGGUGGAAGGAAGCUUCCUCCGCGGAGCCUGGGCAUUUCAUCCUCCCCGGAGGAAGAUCUGCCUGCAUUGCAAGUGCCCUCAGGGAGAGCACAUGGUGACAGUGAUGCCCCUGGAGAUGGAGAAGACUGUCAGCAAACUCAUGUUUGACUUCCAGAGGAACUCGACCUCGGACGACGACUCAGGCUGUGCCUUGGAAGAGUACGCCUGGGUCCCGCCAGGUCUGAAGCCUGAACAGGUUCACCAAUACUAUAGCUGUCUUCCAGAAGAAAAAGUUCCUUAUGUCAACAGUCCUGGCGAGAAACUGCGAAUCAAGCAGCUAUUACACCAACUGCCACCACAUGACAAUGAGGUUCGCUAUUGCAACUCCCUGGACGAGGAAGAGAAAAGAGAGCUAAAGCUCUUCAGCAACCAGAGGAAACGUGAGAACUUGGGUCGAGGGAAUGUCAGGCCCUUCCCAGUCACAAUGACAGGAGCAAUUUGUGAGCAGUGCGGAGGCCAGAUUAAUGGCGGAGACAUUGCUGUAUUUGCAUCACGCGCUGGUCACGGUGUUUGCUGGCACCCGCCAUGCUUCAUAUGCACCGUCUGCAACGAGCUUCUCGUGGAUCUGAUCUACUUUUACCAAGAUGGGAAGAUAUACUGUGGCAGGCACCACGCCGAGUGCCUGAAGCCGCGCUGUGCUGCCUGCGAUGAGAUCAUCUUUGCAGAUGAAUGCACGGAAGCCGAGGGCCGGCACUGGCACAUGAAACACUUUUGCUGCUUCGAGUGUGAGACGGUGCUCGGCGGUCAGCGUUACAUCAUGAAGGAGGGAAGACCCUACUGUUGCCAUUGCUUUGAGUCCUUAUAUGCGGAAUAUUGCGACACUUGUGCUCAACACAUAGGAAUUGACCAGGGUCAGAUGACCUAUGAUGGCCAACACUGGCAUGCCACUGAAUCCUGUUUCUGCUGUGCUCACUGCAAAAAGUCCCUCCUGGGCCGGCCUUUCCUUCCCAAGCAGGGCCAGAUAUUCUGCUCGAGGGCGUGCAGUGCUGGGGAGGACCCCAAUGGCUCGGAUUCAUCUGAUUCAGCCUUCCAGAAUGCCAGGGCCAAAGAGUCCCGGCGCAGUGCCAAAAUUGGCAAGAACAAGGGCAAGGCGGAGGAGCCCAUGCUGAACCAGCACAGCCAGCUGCAAGUCACCCCCAACCGGCUCUCCGCAGACGUGGACCCCUUGUCGCUGCAAAUGGACCUGCUCAGCCUGUCCAGCCAGACACCCAGCCUCAACCGAGACCCCAUUUGGAGGAGCCGGGAUGAGCCCUACCAUUAUGGGAACAAGAUGGAGCAGAACCAAUCCCAGAGUCCUUUGCAGCUCCUCAGCCAGUGCAACAUCAGAACUUCCUACAGCCCGGGAGGGCAGGGGGCCGGGGCGCAGCCUGACAUGUGGGCCAAGCACUUCAGCAACCCCAAAAGGAGCUCUUCACUGGCCAUGAAGGGGCAUGGGGGCAGCUUCAUUAAGGAGUGCCGGGAGGACUACUACCCUGGCAGACUGCGAUCCCAGGAGAGCUACAGUGAUAUGUCUAGUCAGAGCUUCAGUGAGACCCGAGGAAGCAUCCAAGUCCCUAAAUACGAGGAGGAAGAGGAGGAGGAAGGGGGCCUGCCUGCUCAGCAAUGUCGGACCCGUCAUCCUAUCAGUUCCCUGAAGUACACAGAGGACAUGACGCCCACAGAGCAGACUCCUCGGGGCUCCAUGGAGUCGCUGGCCCUGUCCAAUGCAACAGGCCUCUCUGCAGAUGGUGGUGCCAAACGCCAGGAGCACUUGUCCCGAUUUUCCAUGCCUGACCUGAGCAAAGACUCUGGGAUGAAUGUCUCUGAGAAGCUGAGCAACAUGGGCACCCUUAACUCGUCCAUGCAGUUCCGGAGCGCAGAGUCGGUCCGCAGCCUGCUCUCCGCCCAGCAGUACCAGGAGAUGGAGGGCAACCUCCACCAGCUCGGCAACCCCAUCGGGUACAGAGACUUGCAGUCCCACGGGAGGAUGCAUCAGAGCUUCGACUUUGACGGGGGCAUGGCGGGCGGCAAGCUGCCGGGGCAGGAGGGCGUGAGGAUCCAGCCCAUGAGCGAGCGCACUCGCAGAAGAACUACGUCCCGAGACGACAGCCGCCGCUUCCGACCGCACCGGUCCCGGCGAUCCCGCCGCUCGCGCUCCGACAAUGCCCUGCACCUGGCCAGCGAGCGCGAGGCCAUCUCCCGCUUGAAAGAGCGGCCGCCGCUGCGAGCCCGGGAGGACUACGACCAGUUCAUGCGCCAGCGAAGCUUCCAGGAGAGCCUGGGCCAGGGGUCCCGGAGGGACCUGUACGGCCAGUGCCCGAGGACUGUGUCCGACCUGGCGUUGCAGAACGCCUUUGGGGAACGCUGGGGACCAUACUUUGCCGAGUAUGAUUGGUGUUCCACCUGCUCCUCCUCUUCGGAGUCUGACAACGAGGGCUAUUUUCUAGGAGAACCCAUCCCGCAGCCAGCCCGCCUUCGAUACGUGACCAGCGACGAGCUGCUGCACAAAUACAGCUCCUACGGCCUCCCCAAGUCUUCUACUUUAGGUGGCAGGGGACAGUUGCACAGCCGGAAGAGGCAAAAGAGCAAAAACUGUAUCAUUUCUUAAUAAGAUCGGGGCCAGGGCAUGGGGGAGAUGGGAGCUAAGAAUGUAAAUUCAGGAACUUGCACUGUUAUUAAAUGUUAAAGCGCUUUGGGGGUGUGGUGGAGGGGGGCGGGGGGAAGAAGAGGGGAGUGCUCUCUUUGACGGAGGCAAGGUUACAGACUGACUCAUAGGUAGUCACCAUUCUUGGCAUGUUGCAUAUUAUUUGCACAUUUCACUUUGAAAAUGCUACAGACUCUGUUGAAAAGGGCCAGGGUUGGUCACCUCCUUCCCGUCUGUCUGUACUGAGUUGCCACUCAAAGGAUGGCAAAUUGUUUCUUGCUCGCUUAUUUCCUCUCUGGUUCUCUAACUUUUAGGAUUCCCCCCUCCCCUUUCUCCCCUCAGUAUGUAAUUUGUUUAUUAGCCAGGACCCAAGACUAAGUUAUUUACAUGUCCAUUGUAAAUGCAAUGUAAAUGAGAGUUCUGAUAAAAAUAUUUUUGUAUUUUGUAAUAUCAAAGGAAUUUCUAUAUCGUAGGACUCAGUGGAGAUUUGCAUGCAUAUCCAGCGUUGUCUUUGAGUAGUAUCCAAAAGUGGUCCAGGACCCCCUUUAUUCCUUUUUCUUUUUUCUAUACAAAUUUGUUACGUGUCAGUGAGACCUUUUUCAAAGGAGUUUAUUCAAUUUGGCUUUUUGUGAUUGACAAAAAGAAACUAAUCAUUAGACCCAAAGCAUUUUAUGCUCCAGUCCUUCUUAAGAAGCCAUCCUUAAGUCCGCUCCCACCCUCAGUAGAAUUUAUUAUCUACAAAGUGAUAGUUUUUUUUUAUUGCACCUUUUGCCACUUAGAAAAACCAACCAGUGUCAGUAGAGUUCCGUGAGAAAUGCCAUCCCUGCUGGGAAUGUAGAAGUUGCUUUCUGUGGAUCCAAUCCUUGGGGAACAUACAAGUGACUGUUAGUGGUGCCAUUGUGUGGUGUCAGCAUGAUGUUUGUUUUGAGUGUGGCAUUAUUUUCUGGUGCUCAGAUGUCCUGGAUUGUAUUAUCUGCUUUCCCUUACCAAGGCAGAUAGAACCACUGCCUUAGCCUGACAACCAGUUGUCCUUGGUGCAAAUGAACUUAAACUUUAGGAAUUUAGGGACAGAAAGGUUCUGUGGGGCCCUGGGAAUGACACUGGGUUCUCUAUUGUGUGUCCCAUGUGGAAAAGCGAAAAAAGGGCAACUUGAACAUAGGAAGCAGGUUGAGGGUAGAGACAGAAGGGGGAUUAAAAGGUCAGUCAUGGCAAAGAACUUUGAGAACUAAAGUCCAGGAGAGGUUACAACUGCUUGGAAGAGCCCCAGUGAUUAUAGAAAGAAUCUGGUUUAAAGCAGCCAUGACCAUAGUAUCUGGGUGAUGCAAGUAGGUUGAGCUGCUCGGAGAUUACAGUGCAAUGGCCUUGAAAAACAAAUUUUGUUGAAAGGGAGAUUUCCAUUUUGAACUUUGGGAACUGUUGGUCAGAUAGAAAACGGGCUCCAAAGUGAGUUUGCUUAACAACAUUUACCGGUUGUGUUUAUAGUGAAAACAAAAACAAAACAAAACAAAAAAAUAAUAAAAAAAACAAAAAAAAACAAAAAAAAACAAAAAAAAGCCUCAAAAACUUUUUUAGCUUGCUUCAGUUAAAAAUGAAGCCUUUGCUUCUUCUUCCAUUCUCUUCCUCCCCUUAAUGAAUUGUGGCAGUUGAAAUAAUCCAUCACAGGACCCACCUUUAGUGAGGUGUACUCUCGCUGUGUACACAAUGUAUUUCAGUGGCCUUCUGCCCUGGUGAGGUGAGUGUGGUCUCUUUUCAGUAUAGUAGUUAAUAUUUUCUAGUAUUUUUUUAUGGAAAGAAUGUGAAAGGUGGCUUUUCAGACACCAUCCCAAAUGGGUCUGGGGAAAUGAAGGCUUUAAAGGACAUGGAAAUCGUACUCCAUUCAGGAUGUAUUAAACUAAUUUGCUUUUCAGGUAUUAAUAUGACAUUUGUCAUUGUCACCGAUUUUUUUUAAGCAAUGCAAAUGUUGGUUGUGGCUGUUUUCCGCAUGCUAUCUUCAUAUCUAAAUGCUUCAUUAAUUAUUCGAGCCUCUGGAGAAUUAACUCUAUUAUGUUUGUAUAGUAAGUUUGUAAACUGCUUGGCAAACUGAUUAAGAAAUAAUGUGCAACACCACGCUACUAAAGUGGUAGGUUUCUGGUAGAUAACGAGAGAGUCCAAUUUAAAGUUUGGAGUUCCUUGCCUGAAAUGAAUAAAAAGCAUUUUGGAAAAAGUGAAGGGGGCAAGGAAGUAGAUGACUCAAUUUAGCUGAAAAAAAAAACUCUGUCCUCAGUAGCCUUGAAUCCAGUGAAAGAAAUUCUCCUAGUAAAUGUUGCUUUCUAACUGUCCUUUCAGAGUACCACUUAUAUUUCCCAGAUGAGGCUUUAACCACCAUCAGCAAAAAGAAGGUGGCCUAGAAAUGCAGUAUCCACAAGGAUCUAGAGGAAUGAACAAGUUCAGAGUGAGCUGUUGAGAGAGCAUCUGGCAACUAAGCUGGUCAGUGCAUGAGAAAGUGAGACCCUAGCCUUAGGGUCAAACUACAAGAGAAAAUGGCCUCCAUCUAUUGCUCUAUUGCGUUUCUUCUUCCUACCCCACUCCACCUAUCGCCAGCCACCCUACAGAGAAAUGCUGAAUGGAUGAGGGAUAAAUCUUUCCAUUUAUGGGGGACGCUCUGAGUGAACACCUGAAAAAAGACAGGAUGCAUUUUACUAGGACUUCUACCAUUAGUAAUAAUUCACACUUCCAGAAUUCCAUUCCUCCAUUGUGUUCUUCUUUAAGGAAAGAACUCAGGAACUUAACUGAUUCCUCCAUAAUAAAAUAAAUUAUUCUGGUUUAUAUUUUGCCUGUAAAUGGGGUUUGUGUCUCAACUCUUUUUGGAUUAUUAUUUCAUCGCUUAUGUGCUGUGCUUCAGAAUUAUCUUUUCCCAGAUCCCUCUUUUUACUAAUCCCCUGUUUGUUUUCUACCUUUCUUCAGAGUGAUUGUUUUGUCUUUUGAUUAAAACCAUAACUUUGGAGUUCCAUUCAUCUCCUCUUGCUCCCCAAUUCAAUAGCCACAGAGCUGGCUCUUGUACAGGUAGAAGUUUUUGACAGUUUUCUGAAUAGCCCUCCAAACACAUACCAUCUCUGAUAAUGAAAACAGUCUUCCUUGUGGUAUUCAUCAUAAGAUUCAGGAGCCCUUUCUUCUGCUGUAUUAUUCUGGCAUCUCUACCAAAAAUGAAGCUGAAAAAAAAUCAGAUCCCUAAUUACUGGUUUUGCAAAUAUUCAUAGGUAUAGAAUCCGUAUUAUUGUUUGGUAUUUUCCAUGUUCAUCUUUUGUUCUCUGGUUCUUCCUUUUCACCUUUAAUAAACCCAAUGCAUAAACAAUUUUUUGUUUCUAAUAUGGAGCCAAAGACAGCUUUUUCUCGUCUUCUUUUCCCAUUCUAUAGAAUGCUCCAACAACGCAAUGAAGUGAUAUUUCCUUCCUCUGAAGCAGCUUUCUACUCUUUGGGUACCAGGAGCCAUUGUUGAGUAAAGGUCAAGUUGUCAGUGAUGGUGUGUCUGUAGCACAUGCUCUACUAUUCCUGAAAUUUGGGCAUAUCUAACCAAUGUAUCACUCUAUACUUUCCCAGGAAGGAUGGAUAUAGCCUCAGAAAUCUUUGCAAUCCUCUAACUAGCUAACACCAAUUAAUUAGAAUUGAUCUUAUUAGUUUGCUAACAAAUCUUUCUGUGAACUGAUCCUUACUCAUCUUUUCAUCCUGGACUUUUUCCUACUGGCCAGAACAGUACAGUAGUCACUUGGAGGCAUCACUUCACAAUUGUGGGACUUCAAUUCCUGUGACCCCAGAUUACAGAUGCCAAAGGUGGAUGACCUUUUUUAGGUGAAACAAUGAGAAAUAUCUUUGGUCUUCUUUUCCAUUUUUGUGUUGUUUGCCAAUUAUUGAGGCAGCCUUUUGUUCACCAUUUUGCAGAGGUCAGAUAAAAUUCUCUUCUUUAUAUAUAAUCCUCUAACAAGAAAUAAUACAAAUAUUUAAAUUCCAAGGAGAAGUGCUCUUGGUGUAUAUCUGCCUAACAGAAACCAGAUGCUAACACACAAAGAUUUAUGACAUUGGAAAAAUGGAACCAGUUCCCUGAAUAUUUCAUGCCAGAAGUGUUGCCUUUAACCACUGGUUAGCAUCUUCAGUGCUUUGAAAUAGAUUUCUGGGGACAGAAUUCUUGGUGUGGCACUCAGUCAAACCUUCUCUGAAAAAUUUUGAAGACAGUUUCAAAUUGCACCAUUUGAGGUACAGUUCUUAAAGCACAAAAGACGUGGAAAUGAAGGGAGCUUGGCCUUGCCUCCUGAGUGGCUGUUCCCUGUGGGACCUCAUUAGACACUGAGCUUUUUUGCAUGACCAUUUCAAAGGAGUCAUCAAGGUAAUCAUGACAGGAUUGAAAUCUUCUCAGUAGUCACUCAGUCAACCACAAGACUCCCAUAAAACAUGACUCACUCUUGAGAGCUAUACUAUUUUGUAAGCUUACUUCCUGUUGCAAUACUCCAUUUCCCCAAGGGUAAUAAAAAGGGGAGAAGGAAGUCAUACAGCAUUGGAAAAGCAUUUCUGUGACUUAGAUAUAAUAAAUCUUCAGGAUAGAAAAAAAAAUGUUCUCUAUCCUGAAAGUUUUCUGCACCAUCCUUUCAACUCUACUGGGCAUUUGACGAUUGACAUUCAAGAGAUCACUGACUAAACUUCCCUAGUCUUGAAAGAAAAUGUCCAUAAUCAAAAUCUCUUCUCAAACCUAUCUUGUUGAUUUUCUUGUUCUUCCCUCAAGUGUUUUGAGUCUAUCACAAAUCCUGACAACAUUCUAAGGCCUAUGAUUCCUCUUAACAAAUCAGGACUUUGGCAGUUUUCCCUCUCCUAAGACAAUCUUUCCCGCACGGGAUUACUUUGUCCAUUUCCCACUAAACUCAUAAGUGCAUCAACAAAAUCUCAAAGGACCCAGGUAGGCAAGGCAGGCCAGAGUCCAUGUUGUGUGUUGGGUGUUAAGCUCUUUGUUAAGAAGGUCUGCAACAGGCAUUUGGUGUGGGUUCUGCCAGAGACUGUUGUGAACACUUUGCUUGAGAUUCGUGCCCUGUAAAAUGGAUAUGAUGUUUUACUGAUGUCUGUAAUACAUUUGUAAACUUCCAAUAAACUUUGAAUAAAUGAA
Sorex araneus (European shrew) is the source of this 8288-nucleotide messenger RNA. It is a transcript of the gene PRICKLE2, whose product is annotated as prickle planar cell polarity protein 2. Gene Ontology annotation, molecular function: zinc ion binding. NCBI's taxonomy places the organism in Eukaryota, Metazoa, Chordata, Mammalia, Eulipotyphla, Soricidae. The transcript is spliced from 8 exons. Bases 593 to 3127 code for a protein of 844 amino acids. The record is from RefSeq and is a predicted model, not a curated record.